Molecule: messenger RNA, 813 nt
Organism: Strongylocentrotus purpuratus (purple sea urchin)
Lineage: Eukaryota; Metazoa; Echinodermata; Echinoidea; Camarodonta; Strongylocentrotidae
Product: deleted in malignant brain tumors 1 protein-like
Exons: 4
Coding region: 1-813 (270 amino acids)
Cellular component (GO): membrane
Source: RefSeq, a predicted model, not a curated record
AUGGACACUUUUCCACCAGAAGUACGUCUCGUGAAUGGCUCCAACCAUGCUGAAGGAAGAGUGGAGUUCUUCUAUAGUGAAUCCUGGCAAACUGCCUGUGGUGCCUCGUGGAAUCUAAAAGAUGCAAGAGUGGUUUGCAAGACGCUGUGGUUCGAUGGCGCCCUGGCUGCGCCACGAUCAGCCAGGUUUGGUCAAGGUGCUGGGGAUGUUUUUCGUGUCGAUUGUUUGGGAACAGAAGACAGCCUGGCCGACUGUCAGCAUUCCCUGCGGACAUCACAUGGACACAGGUGCCACGCGAGGGUGGUUUGUAGUAUGCUGGGGUUCGAUGGAGCCUUGAGCGCACCGGGAAUUGCUAGGUUUGGUCAGGGCUCUGGUCGUAUUCUUCUCGAUAGGGUCAACUGUGAUGGAACAGAAGACAACCUUGCAGAAUGUGGUUAUUCCGGGAAUGCACGUUACUCAUGCAGUCAUACAAGUGAUGCAGGUGCCAUGUGUUACUCAGGAGUCCAUUCGAACCCGUUUAAAGUUCGUCUUGUCGGUGGGUCUAACGAUGCUGAAGGGAGAGUAGAACUUUUGCACGAUGGAUCCUGGGGAACUAUCUGUGAUGACAGCUGGGAUCUGAGAGAUGCGAGGGUGGUUUGUAGAAUGCUGGGGUUUGGUGGAGCCUUGAACGCACCGGGAUCUGCUAGGUUUGGUCACGGCUCUGGUCGUAAUGUCAAGGGUGUAGAAGCAAAUAGGAAUUUAGUUCAGGAACCAAGUAAAGAGUGUAAGAUAGAGGCAGGAAAUAAGGCUGGUCGAGGGUUUAUUUGUGUAUGA